Messenger RNA from Anopheles bellator, 1866 nucleotides. Its product is annotated as glucose dehydrogenase [FAD, quinone]. The transcript has a single exon. The coding region runs from base 1 to 1866 and encodes 621 amino acids. The record is from RefSeq and is a predicted model, not a curated record. Gene Ontology annotation, molecular function: oxidoreductase activity, acting on CH-OH group of donors; flavin adenine dinucleotide binding. NCBI's taxonomy places the organism in Eukaryota, Metazoa, Arthropoda, Insecta, Diptera, Culicidae.
AUGGUGUUCAACAUACUGAUAGCAUCGUCUGUGAUCAAAACGGCCACCGUCGUUGGCUCUAGUCUGUGGCUGAUCCCGUUUCUGCUCGGGGCCAUCUCCUACUAUCGGUACGAUCGGGUUGAUCCGGAGUCGCGCGUCAUCAACCAGGAGGCGCUGCAGUCGGAGUACGACUUCGUCGUGGUCGGUGGCGGUUCGGCCGGGGCCGUCGUCGCGAACCGGCUGACCGAGGUGCACCGAUGGAAGGUGCUGCUGUUGGAGGCCGGUCCAGAUGAGAACGAAAUCUCGGACGUCCCGUCACUGGCUGGCUACCUGCAGCUGAGCAAACUCGACUGGGCGUACAAGACGGAGCCGACGGGAAAGGCGUGUCUGGGCAUGGUCAACAAUCGGUGCAACUGGCCACGUGGCAAAGUCCUGGGUGGCUCGUCCGUGCUGAACUACAUGAUCUACGUGCGCGGGAACCGGCACGACUUCAAUCAUUGGGAAUCCCUGGGGAAUCCGGGCUGGGGAUUCGACGACGUCCUGCAGUACUUCAUCAAGUCGGAGGACAACCGGAACCCGUACCUGGCGCGCAACCCGUACCACGGCCAGGGCGGUUUCCUGACGGUGCAGGAGGCUCCCUGGCAUACUCCGCUGGUGGCGGCUUUCGUCGAGGCGGGCACCGAGCUGGGGUACGAGAACCGGGACAUCAAUGGCGAGCGACAGACCGGAUUCAUGAUCGCCCAGGGCACGAUCCGACGUGGCAGUCGCUGCAGCACGGCCAAAGCGUUCCUGCGGCCGAUCCGGUUGCGCAAGAACCUGCACAUCGCGAUGAACGCCCACGUCACGAAGGUCGCCAUCGACCCGGACACGAAGCACGCGGUCGGCGUGGAGUACUACCGGGGCGGCAAGCGUCACUUUGUGCGGGCCAAGAAGGAGAUCAUCCUGGCGGCCGGGUCAAUCAACACGCCGCAACUGCUGCUUCUGUCGGGGGUUGGCCCGAGGGCACACCUGGCCGACGUCGGCAUCCCGACGAUCCAGGAUCUGCCGGUCGGCGAGAACCUGCAGGAUCACGUCGGGAUGGGAGGGCUGACGUUUCUGGUCGACAAGCCGGUCGCGAUCCUGCAGAACCGGCUCGAGGCCGGCUCGGUCACGAUGAACUACGUGAUCAACGAGCGAGGCCCGAUGACCAUCCUGGGCGGUCUGGAGGGCAUCGCGUUCGUGAACACUCCGUUCGCAAACCUCACCGACGACUGGCCCGACAUCCAGUUCCACAUGGCGCCCGCUUCGCUCAACUCGGACGGGGGUGCCCGGGUCAAGAAGAUCCUUGGCCUGCGGGAAGACCUCUACAAGGAGGUGUUCCACCCGAUCGAGGACACGUACAGCUGGACGAUCAUGCCACUGCUGUUACGGCCCCGAUCCCGCGGCUGGGUGCGGCUCAAGUCGAAGAACCCGUUCCACUAUCCGCUCAUGAACCCGAACUACUUCGAAGAUCCGUACGACGCGGCCACGCUCGUCGAGGGUGCGAAGAUUGCGCUGCGUGUCGGUGACGCCAAGGUGUUCAAACAGUUUGGCAAUCGGCUCCACCGGAAGCCGCUACCCAACUGCCGGCAGCACAAAUUCCUGUCGGACGCGUACCUUGACUGUCAGGUGCGGACUAUCUCGAUGACGAUCUACCAUCCGGUUGGGACCGCGAAGAUGGGACCCCACUGGGACCCGGGAGCCGUCGUCGACCCGAGGCUUCGCGUGUACGGUGUGUCCGGAUUACGCGUGGUCGACGCCAGCAUCAUGCCGACGAUCGUCAGCGGCAACACGAACGCGGCCGUCAUCAUGAUCGGCGAAAAGGGCGCCCACAUGAUCAAGGAGGACUGGCUCGGGCAGGAUCGGUGA